UAUUUUGGAAAAUAAAAAAAUCCUAUUAAACAAAAGAAAAAUGAUAAUUGUUGUUGUUAUUCACAAAAAAAAGAAAAAAAAUUGUUAUUUAUUUAUUUUUAUGAAGGAACAAUAUAUGAUGAUUGUUAUUUAAAACGUAUUUAUGGUUUGUAUUCAAAAUAAUGAAAUAAUACACACACGCAGGAAAAUCAUGCAAGUACACGUGUGUGUCUAAACAACAAAGAUCAAAGAUCCAAACUUUCUGCCUUUUGUUUUCAUUUUCUCAGAACUUUGUUUUUAUCAAAUUAUCAGAAAAGAAAUUACAUGAAAGAGUUGAAUUUGAUAUAGCUACCUAGGCUGCCUGCUAGUGUAUCUGAUUUCACACAAAACCACUCUCUUUUAUUUUAAUCUUUAAUAAUAAAUAAUAAAUAAUAAUUAAUUAUAUAGUACUUGAUAAUAAUAUUAGUGUAAAUAGAGAGAGAGAGAGAGAGAGAGAGAGAGAGAGAGAGUGGUACUGGUAGUGUUGAUGGAUAACCAAUAGCCCAAACAGUCUUAGAUACUCUGUGUGCUGAGCUUCAAGAAUCUUUUGAUUUGGUCUUUUGAAGAUCUUUUGUUGAUUCUCAUGGCGGCAAUAACACCCCCACUCCAAUCUCAGAGACCAGAUCGUACUUCACCUUCAGAAGAGAAACCUGCUGAACUAGAUAAUCUGAAGGAGCAGCAGCUCUCAGCAAAGAAUGAAGGAUCAAUUCCUCCAAAUCCUUCACAGGAUGCUGCCACUGUAGGUAAUCUGAGGGAUCCAGUGGUACAGUCGGGAUCUUUGGCUUCUGGCGGAGAUCGAACAGUCUAUCCACCUAACAUUUAUGCUCCACAGGCCCAGCCAUUCUACUAUAGAGGUUAUGAAAAUGGUGAAUGGGAUGAAUAUCCUCAGUACCUCAAUGCUGAAGGAUUGGAUAUGGGGUCUCCUGGUGUGUACAACGAAAAUCCCUCUCUUGUGUUCCAUUCUGGAUAUGGUUACAAUCCACAAAUGCCAUAUGGACCUUAUUCCCCAGUUACAACACCUUUGCCUUCUGUAGGUGGAGAUGCACAGAUGUACUCCCCACAGCAAUUUCAGUAUUCAGGGCCACCUUAUUAUCAGCAGUUGGGCCCAUCUAGCAUGCCGUACAUGAGUUCACGAACUCCAGGUUCACAGCCAGAGCUCACUACAUUGCUAGGUGCUGACCAGCAAGGAGAUAGCAUGCUUUUUGGACCAAGGCCUGGUUAUUCUGCUGUAGGAUCUUUUGGCAGAGGCAGCUUUCCUGGAAAUCCUGGCAGUCCUGGCUUUCAUGAUAUGCAGCAAGGUUUUGAUGGAUUGAGAUCUGGAGGAAUUUGGUCAGAUUGGUCAAAAUCCUCAGACAGGCAGAGGUCUUUUACUCCCUUGUCACCGGCAGCUUCUCCCCAGCCCAUUGGUCCAAUUGGGUCAUUUGGGCAGAAUGCUGGAAUGGCAUCCCAACAUCAAAGAUCUCCUUAUGGAUUUGGAUCUGGUUCAAACUCUUACAGUAGAGGCUACUUGCCCAGCGGCAUUAGUCAGGGCUCUAGUGCAUCCUUUGCCAGUUUGGGAACAAACAGUAGGGGAUGGCUCUCACUUGACAGUACCAAACGGCGUAUGAGGGGUAGCGUUUCACUGUGCAGCUGUAAUGGAACUCUUGAUAUUCUUAAUGAACAGAACCGAGGACCAAGGGCCUCAAAACCAAAGAGUCACAUUAUUAUAGAUGGUACCUCUGCCGACAAUAACAAACACAACACGACAACUGUUAAGGCUCGUGAUGAAUUAUACAAUCGUCUUGACUUUUUAACAGAUUACAAGGAAGCUAAAUUUUAUAUCAUCAAAUCAUACAGUGAAGACAAUGUUCACAAGAGUAUCAAAUAUGGUGUGUGGGCAAGCACACCAAAUGGGAAUAGAAAGUUAGAUGCUGCAUACCGUGAAGCUAAGGAAAAGCAAGAAAACUGCCCAGUCUUUCUCUUCUUUUCGGUGAAUGCUAGUGCUCAGUUCUGUGGAGUAGCUGAAAUGGUUGGGCCUGUUGAUUUUGACAAGAGUGUAGAUUACUGGCAGCAAGAUAAAUGGAGUGGCCAAUUUCCUGUGAAGUGGCAUCUCAUUAAAGAUGUACCCAAUAGUCAGUUUCGUCAUAUUGUGCUUGAGAAUAAUGACAACAAGCCUGUCACCAACAGUAGAGACACUCAAGAGGUAAAGUUGGAGCAGGGUAUUGAGAUGUUGAAGAUCUUCAAAAACUAUGAAACUGAUAUGUCCAUUCUAGAUGAUUUCGACUUCUACGAAGACAGGCAGAAAGCAAUGCAAGAACGAAAGGCUCGUCAGCAAGCCAGUGUAGUUGGUGUUGGUGUUGCAAACGAAAAUGAGCAUAGAAAUUCUGUUGCAAUAUCAGGUGGUUUUAUAAAGCAAAUGUCUAAGAGUUUUGCCCAAGUUGUACGGCUAGACGAGGGUAGUAAAGAACCUUCCCUGGUUGAAAGAGCAACGCCUGCCAAUGAUGUUUCGGUGGGCAAAAUUGUAAAACUCGAAGAUGCUAUUACAGCAGCCGUAUCUCCUGCUCAGAGCAGUUAAUAUUGUGAUCUGGUUUGUUGUGCCAUAUGUGACACAAAACAUCAAAUUUACUAUGGUUUUCAUUAUUUUGUGAUAAAAUGUAGGCUCUUAUGUCUACUUAAUUUAUUAUUGUAUUGUAUGUUCAUCAAAUAUGGGUAUUUUAUAAGUUCUCGAAGCCUGACGAGCUUCUUGUAUAAUAAUAUGCUUCACAAGAGCUGCAUUUCAAUUGUAGCCAUUAGUUUCUC
Cannabis sativa is the source of this 2796-nucleotide messenger RNA. Its product is annotated as YTH domain-containing protein ECT4. The transcript is spliced from 8 exons. Gene Ontology annotation, biological process: mRNA destabilization. Gene Ontology annotation, molecular function: mRNA binding. The coding region runs from base 602 to 2572 and encodes 656 amino acids. Gene Ontology annotation, cellular component: cytoplasm. NCBI's taxonomy places the organism in Eukaryota, Viridiplantae, Streptophyta, Magnoliopsida, Rosales, Cannabaceae. The record is from RefSeq and is a predicted model, not a curated record.